AUGAAUGAAACUUUUCAGUUACAUUCAUGUCGUGAUUCGCAAAGAAUCUCAAAUAUCUUCAUGAUUGCUGUAGUCAUGAUUGGAUCUGUAGUUGGAAACGGCUUAAUUUGCCUCUUACUUAUAAGAUUCAAAACUUUGAGAACAGUGCCCAACAUCCUCAUCGCCAACUUAGCUGCUGUUAACAUUCUCAAUGCACUGACCAACAUGCCUCUUUUCAUCUUGUGGUACAUUUGUAAAGUGCCCUUCCUUAAGGGUCGUUUAAUCUCCUGGAUACUGGUCACAUGGUAUGUAUUGUUUGUAUACCUUACCGUGUUCAACCUCACGGCACAGGCGAUGGACCGUUUUGGGGCCAUUGUGCACGGCUUACAUUACUAUGCGUGGAAAACAAAGAAAAAAGCCAAGGUAGCGGUACUUUUUGUAUGGCUUCUCGCGGCCUUAUACACAUAUGGUAUGUUUACACUUGGAUUGGAUAUUGAUUUAGGCGACGCUCCAGUGCUGGUAUACAGGAUGACCUACUUGAAAAUUUUCGGGAGGCACUUCAUCAUCCCUGGAAUUUUGGUUCCAUUCUUUUUAAUGCUAAUAUUAGGAGUGGCCAUUUGUGUUAAGGUGCGUAAUCAUAGAAAGCGUUUUUCGACUUUCUUCUCCGUAAAAAUUCGAUUCGGAAACGACGUAAAGACCGCGAGGACAAUUGGUGUAACAGUGUUGGCGUAUUUCUGUAUGAAUGUGAUACCAAUGUUAUUACACAACCUAAUGAGACGCCGCGGUAGCUGGACUCACUUCCUCGCGUUCUUCCUCAUGAAACUGAACAGCAUGGUGAAUCCUAUCAUUUAUGCUUUGAAGACUCCAAGGUAAGUUCAGUCUGUGAGGUAUGGGGUUAAAAGUUGGCUUUAGGAAUUUUAGGAAGACAUGUAAUUCUUAUCCUUACAGAGACUCAUGCAAGGUUAAAUCUUUUCGUCAAACUGUGUACCAGCAUUGACGAAUUCUGUUUUGGCAUAAGCGGAGGAAGACAGCUCUUUUCUAAACUGUCCUUUUUUUUUCUAAAUUUAUGGCUACACUAGGUGUUCUAAAUAAAAGUCGCACUUUUCAACGGCCUGGUUUUGAAUACAAGAAAACUAGGUCCGAAAGGCCACUCAACGAAAGGGCAACUUUAUUUAAUUAUCGAGUUGCUUUUUACGGUAAUUCAAACCCAAAAUAUUGGCCUUCUUUAGUUUAUUAUCGUUUAUGGUAGAAUAUCCGGGAGACUAUAGGAAAGUCUUGGAAUUUUGAAACCUCAUGACUAGUCUUCUCUUGUGAAAAACAACUCAGAAAUGCCAACACGUUGCUGUGUUCCUCUGUGUACGAAGAAGGAAUGUCGAGUCGAAGUAACUGAUGCCAAUAUUUCUUACUUCCGAUUUCCAACCGAAGAAAACCUGAGAAAACAGUGGAUUCACCCGAUAAGAAGGGGUUUGGGGAAGAAUUUCUCUAUAUUAAAUUCAACCAAGAUUUUCUCAAGGCAUUUUAUGGCUGAAGAUUUCAAGACUACUCUAACGCAUGUGGCGUCUUUAAAAGCGGGAGAAGUGCCUUCAAUUUCCAGUGCCUUCAAUUUCCAGGCCCUACGCCUGGUUUAAAGAGUGGUCUUGAAAUCUUCAGCCUUAAAAAGCUUUAAGCAAACCUUGAUUGAAUCUGAUAAAGAGAAAUUCUUCCCCUUGUUCCUGCUUUUUUCGUGUAGUAUAUCCUUCAACUUCUAAACUGAUAACGUACAGUAGUAGGGGCUUAUAAUCCAACGAAGGAAACAGUUUGUUCACUUAUAUUUCAACAGGUUCCGCAGAGCUCUGGCACUCUUACUGAAAGAACCACAUGGCCAAUCAGAACCCAAUAUGAACUCAAUAUGA
Molecule: messenger RNA, 1871 nt
Organism: Pocillopora meandrina
Lineage: Eukaryota; Metazoa; Cnidaria; Anthozoa; Scleractinia; Pocilloporidae
Source: the annotation of a GenBank genome assembly